Messenger RNA from Aphidius gifuensis, 945 nucleotides. RefSeq lists its product as uncharacterized. Bases 58 to 945 code for a protein of 295 amino acids. The record is from RefSeq and is a predicted model, not a curated record. Lineage: Eukaryota; Metazoa; Arthropoda; Insecta; Hymenoptera; Braconidae. The transcript is spliced from 3 exons.
UUUAUGUAGGUUAAUAAAUAUCAUGUUGAUUUGUUUUGAUAAAAUUACAGAUGGGCCAUGUCAAAAAUUAAAAAAUUCCCUGACAAUGAUGAAUUGGAUCGUUCAUUUAAAUUAACACUUGGUCUUACUGAGGCAUAUUUAAAAAAAUCAAAAAACAUUGAACUAGUUGAAAUAAUAUUAAAAUGGCUUGAUAGAUUGUCACAUUUAAAACAUCAUCGAUAUUUAAGAAAUCAAUAUUUAAAUGAAUUAUUUAGACAAUUAAAAAGUGGUAGUAUCAGUGAUAUUUUUUUAAAACCACCACCAAGAACUGAUCUUCCUUUAUUGACAUAUCAAAAUAAUACAAUUAAAAAAAAUUUAUCUGACAAUUUAAUUUGUCGAAAAUGUGGAAAAACACCUGGUAUAGAUAAAGAAAUUGAAUCAUUUUUUAAGAAAAAAUUAUCAUCAUGUAGUCAUGAAUCUGAAUCAUCAAUAACAAAUAAUGAAAUUUCAUCUGGCAGGACUCUUCAAUUGUAUGAAAAAAAUAUAUCAUAUGAACAAUCUGAUUUAGAAUCAAAUAUACAAGAAUAUCAUUGUAAUCAUCAUCAAAAAUUUUUGAAAGAUAUCAAAAUACAAACUGAUUAUUUGGAUAAAAAAGUUUUUAAAUUUCAACAUGUUCAUGAUAGCGAUGAAUUGAAUCAACUGAAAAUGAUUUUAAAACAUAAAUGUGAUGAAAUUGAUGAGCUUAAAUCUAGACUAGUUGAGGUACAAAAAAUUCAUGAAAAUUCAGAAAAAUCACACAGAGAUAUAUUUCAACAGUGUAAAAAUACAAUGAAUGAAGAAUUUAAUAAAUUUAAAAAUAAUUUACAAGAGGAACAAUUUAAAAAUACUCAAUUGAAUAAAAAAUUAAUGGAAAUAUCACAAGAAUUAAAAAUAACAACUCGUCAUAAAGUUAGAUUAAUUAUUUAA